CGCAACGUAGAAGCGCCGCAUUCGAUCGAAAGGUCGACGGCGGCGCAAGUGAUCGUUCCCCUUUCCUUCCAAGCCACACAUCGAUGCUUUGUUUCCGUCUCAAGGGAUAUGCCGUCGAGAGAGACGGCGAAGGCUAUAGAUCCGAGGGUUUCCUCCGCCGCAAUGGCCAUCUCUCACAGACUAAAGCUCAGAAUAAUCUUGUCGGAAUAGGCUCUGUCGCUUCUUUCCUUCCGUUCAUCAGAUUGCAGCAUUGUCUUUGCCCCUUCUCGCUCAGGGUAACCGUAGUAGAUGAUGGCGCCUAUCGGCGUGAGCUUAGGAGUGAAAGAUGGACGGAUCAUGAUAGACAAUGGCAUUCUGCAACUGACCUUGUCAAAUCCUGGGGGACUUAUCACUGGAAUCAGAUACAAUGACAUUGAUAAUGUCUUAGAAGUUCACAACGAAGAACGGAACCGAGGAUAUUGGGAUUCGGUGUGGAAUGAACCUGGGGGUCCUGGCAUAUUCGAAGUAAUCGAAGGAACCCGGUUUCAAAUCAUAACCCAAGACGACAAUCAGGUUGAAGUGUCAUUUACAAGAAGGUGGGACACUUCACUGCAGGGCAAGUUUGUUCCUUUACACAUUGAUAAAAGGUUUGUCGUGCUUCGCGGCUGCUCAGGGUUCUACACAUAUGCAAUCUAUGAGCACCGAGAAGGAUGGCCUGACUUUGAUAUGGCUGAAACUAGGGUAGCCUUCAAGCUUAGGAAAGAUAAGUUUCAUUACAUGGCAAUAGCAGAUAACAGACAAAGGAUCAUGCCGAUGCCUGAAGAUCGCAUGCCUCCUAGGGGACGACAGUUAGCAUAUCAGGAGGCUGUUCUCCUACUUGACCCAACCAAUAAAGAUUUGAAAGGAGAGGUUGAUGACAAGUACCAAUAUUCUUGUGAAGACAAAGACAUAAGGGUCCAUGGAUGGAUAUGUUCUAAACCUCAUGUUGGAUUUUGGCAAAUCACACCUACCGAUGAGUUCCGAAUAGGAGGGCCUGUUAAGCAAGAACUAACAUCUCAUGUUGGCCCUACAACCCUUGCUAUGUUUAUGAGUGCUCAUUAUGCUGGAGAGAAUCUUGUGCCUAAGUUUAGGAAUGGUGAAUACUGGAAGAAGGUUUUUGGUCCUGUUUUCAUCUACCUUAAUUUUUCUACAGAUGAUGCAGAUCCACAAGUUCUUUGGGAGGAUGCAAAACUUCAGGCAGAGAUUGAAGUGGAGAGUUGGCCAUAUCAAUUUCCAGCUUCAGAGGAUUUCCAAAAAAGUGAGGAAAGAGGUUGUAUCACAGGGAGAUUACUCGUUUGCGAUAAGUUCAUGGAUGAAGACUAUAUGGAUGCAAAUUCUGCUUUUGUUGGUUUAGCAUUACCAGGGGAAGCUGGGUCCUGGCAAACAGAGUGCAAGGGAUAUCAAUUUUGGAGCAGAGCAGACGAAGCAGGCAAUUUCUCUAUUAAAAAUGUGAGAACGGGAGAGUAUAAUUUGUAUGGAUGGGUUCCUGGUUUUAUCGGAGAUUACAGAUCAGAAAUCACUAUACAUGUUAGUUCAGGUAGUCAGAUUAAUUUAGGUAAUCUUAUCUAUGAACCUCCAAGAGAUGGUCCUACAUUAUGGGAAAUAGGUAUUCCUGAUCGGUCUGCUGCUGAGUUCUUCGUUCCGGAUCCUAAACCUGAAUGGGUUAACAAACUCUAUGUCGAUCAUCCUGAUAGAUUUCGACAAUAUGGCUUAUGGGAAAGAUACACUGACCUAUAUCCUGACACUGAUCUGGUUUACACUGUUGGUGUUAGCGACUACAGCAAAGAUUGGUUCUUUGCGCAUGUUACUAGAAAGACUGAUGAUAAAGACAAUCAAUAUCAACCAACAACAUGGCAAAUAAAGUUUCAAAUCGACAACAUCGAUCAAAUGGGAACCUAUAAGCUUCGUGUGGCAAUUGCAUCUGCUAACUUCUCUGAGUUACAAAUUCGUUUCAAUGACUCGGAAACGAAUCCUCCGCACUUCACGACGAGGCUAAUUGGCAGAGACAAUGCGAUUGCCAGACAUGGAAUCCAUGGCUUGUAUUGGUUGUUCAAUGUGGAAGUGCAAAGCAUAUGGCUUGUUCAAGGGGAUAACACAAUCUAUUUAACUCAAUCGAGGUCUGGGAGUCCUUUUAGGGGAAUCAUGUAUGAUUAUAUUAGGAUGGAAGGUCCCCCUCCAACAAACACAACAAUGUAAAUUAAUAAGUGAUUAAGCCAUCUAAUUACUCCGAUUGAUGGUUCUUUGUGCCCCAUUAACUGAAUUGCCUUCUUUUACUUAGGACAUUUACAUGUAAUUUGUGUAUUUAAAAUAAAGAUUGCAAAUGU
Messenger RNA from Zingiber officinale, 2342 nucleotides. RefSeq names its product probable rhamnogalacturonate lyase B. The transcript has 15 exons. Gene Ontology annotation, molecular function: catalytic activity; carbohydrate binding. The coding region runs from base 289 to 2214 and encodes 641 amino acids. Gene Ontology annotation, biological process: carbohydrate metabolic process. The record is from RefSeq and is a predicted model, not a curated record. Lineage: Eukaryota; Viridiplantae; Streptophyta; Magnoliopsida; Zingiberales; Zingiberaceae.